Marasmius oreades (fairy-ring Marasmius) is the source of this 3922-nucleotide messenger RNA. RefSeq lists its product as uncharacterized. Gene Ontology annotation, cellular component: membrane. Gene Ontology annotation, biological process: intracellular potassium ion homeostasis; sodium ion export across plasma membrane; intracellular sodium ion homeostasis. Gene Ontology annotation, molecular function: P-type sodium:potassium-exchanging transporter activity; ATP hydrolysis activity; ATP binding. The transcript is spliced from 21 exons. The coding region runs from base 185 to 3694 and encodes 1169 amino acids. The record is from RefSeq and is a predicted model, not a curated record. NCBI's taxonomy places the organism in Eukaryota, Fungi, Basidiomycota, Agaricomycetes, Agaricales, Marasmiaceae.
GGGAUUUUGGCCGUUCGUUACCUCUGUGCUGUCAUCAUCUGGCGGCGGAACCAAUCAACAAAGUACCGCACUCUGUCAAUCGUUCCUCUUAUGAUCAAUUCUAUUUUUUGCCAGAUAAAAGUGUGCUUUAUCUGACAAUAUUUCUCGGGCUACUUUCUUCCCUGUCUCACUCUCCUGCAUAGUCAUGGAAGAAAAACCUAAAGUUUGUGUCCCAGACCAAUCUCAAGGCGGCCACGACGACUCGGAGCAAUCCACUAUUCCUGCGAACGUUCGAGCUGUCGCCUUUCCCGAAAACCCCCUUCCAGAAAAUCAUGAACAGUCCGAGAAGAGACGCCCAGGGGGCGUUGAGGUUAAACGGACGCUCACUCAGGAGGACAGAGAACUGGCAGCAGCUGGGUAUGAGCAUCUCGAACAACCAUCUACCGAAGCCAAAGGAACAGGAAAUCUCGACGAAAAGCCUGUAGACAUAACGGAACACACACUCCCUAUCGAAUCGCUUGGUUCCCAGCUCAACACGGAGGUAGAUACCAAGGAACCUGGGAACUCAUUCGGGCUAUCGGAACAAGAAGCAAGCGAAAGGUCAGCGAAAGAUGGAAAGAAUGUAUUGACUCCGCCGAAGAAGAAGAGUGCGCUUAGGAAGUAUAUCGACCGUCUCCUGACUAUGUUCAACAUCUUGUUGAUUCUCGCCGGUAUUUUGGAGUACAUCCUUCUUGGCAUUGAUUUCAAGAACAACUUCGCGAACACAUAUCUCGGAGCAAUUCUUAUUGCUGUAGCCUUCCUGAACGCUUUCAUCGACUGGUAUCAGGUUCAAAAAUCCGAAGCUAUCCUCGCGUCAUUCCUCGCUAUGAUUCCCCCUACCUGCCAUGUAGUUAGGGAUGGUACAUUAAGAAACAUCCCCGCGAGUGAGCUCGUGAAAGGCGAUGUUGUUUUAAUUAGAGUCGGAGACAAAACACCGGCAGAUCUUGUCAUUUUUAGUGCCACAGAUCUCAAAGUCGAUAACAGCAGUCUCACAGGCGAAUCUGAACCACAGGAACGACGGCCUUUAUUGGCGGGAAGUAAGGCGAGGCCCGUUGAGGCUGAAAAUCUGGUUUUUAAUUCAACUUUGGUGGUCAAUGGAGAAGGAUGGGGGGUUGUAGCGAGAACUGGGGAUCAUACUUUGAUUGGUCAGGUCGCCAAGUUGACAUCAGGAGAAGAGGGCAACGAAGCUCCGUUGGCGCGUGAAAUUGGUCGCUUCGUUAUCCAAAUAUCCGCGAUCGCUAUCAUUUUUGCCAUCGUUUUCUUCGUCGUCGGAAUAACUACGGUUUACAAAGGAAGAGCCGCCCAGACUGUGACAUUUGCCGUGUCAAUAUUGGUUGCUUUUGUCCCAGAAGGAUUGCCUAGUGUUGUCACAUUGCUCCUGAGUAUUGCCGCGAAGAGGAUGAGCGAACAAGGAGUGCUGGUCAAGGAUUUACAAGGAGUUGAGACCCUGGGAAGCUUGACGAUGUUGGCCACGGAUAAGACUGGAACAUUAACAAGAAACAUGAUGACGGUAACCAACCUUUGGAACGGCAACAAAAUGUAUUCUGCAUUCCAGUCCAACAAUGACGAAGAUGAUGUAGCAAUGUUCUCAAUGGAAGCUCCGGGCAUGCAAGAACUCGUCGACAUCGCGGCGCUCAAUUCUAGGGUGAAGUUUGAUCGUACGGAUGUGCCGUUAGACCAACGACAAAUUUUGGGAGAUGCCACCGAAACUGGCCUGACAAGAUUCGCGGGUCGUUAUUUGAGAGCCUUCGACGAGUACGUCAGGAGAUGGAAAAGGGUUUUCGAAAUUCCGUUCAAUUCAACCAACAAAUGGGCUCUGGUUAUCUUGGAGAAACCCCAUCCUACUGGAGUCCUCACGUCUUACAUCAAAGGAGCGCCCGAAAGAGUGCUAGCAAAAUGUACAACCUAUCUGCAUGUCAAAGACGACGGAGAGAUUAUGGCUUCCCCGAUUACGGAGGAUUUCAAGAAAAGAUAUGAAGAGGCUUACGAUUACAUGGCAUCCCGAGGCCACCGUGUGAUCGCCUGCGCUCAGCUUCUCCUCCCCUCGCGUGAAUAUCCUUCAAAUCACGAGUUUUCGCGGAACGACGGCAGAUAUCCUAGUGAAGGUUACUGUUUCGUAGGGCUCGUGUCGUUGGAAGACCCACCGAAACAUGGAGUUCGAGAGGCUAUCGGCACUCUAAGGUUGGCCGGGAUUAAGGUUAUGAUGGUCACUGGCGACCACCCUAAAACAGCGGAGGCUAUCGCACGGAAAAUCAACCUCAUCAUCGGAGAUACCCGGGAAACGUUAGCGGCUAAGACUGGAAGACCGGUAGAGGAAAUUUACGACGACGAAGUCCAUGCGAUUGUUGUACAUGGUGAUGAUAUCGAUCAUCUUCAAGGGUGGCAAUGGGAUCAAAUCUUCAAUAAACAAGAAAUAGUUUUCGCAAGGACUAGUCCUAAGCACAAACUCGAGAUCGUCAAACGCGCGCAAGCACUCGGGCAUAUUGUUGGAGUGACUGGCGAUGGUGUGAAUGACUCACCUGCACUUAAAAAGGCGGAUCUGGGUAUUGCGAUGAACCUUUCCGGUUCUGACGUCUCAAAGGAGGCAGCGAAAAUGAUUUUGUUGGACGAUAACUUUGCUUCUACUGUCAAGGGUGUGGCCGAAGGCAGGCAAAUCUUCGUUAACCUCAAGCGAUCGAUCCAAUACACUGUUACCCACAGUACUCCAGAAGUUCUUCCCCAGUUACUAUAUGUUGUUGUCCCAAUUCCGGCUCCUUUGACGGCCAUUUUAAUUUUGGUUAUUGAUCUAGGGUUCGAACUUUUGGUUGCUCUAUCCUUCGCUUGGGACAAACCCGAAACAAUAGACGGGUUAAUGCGUAUGAUACCUCGGAAACCCGUCAACGAACAAUCCAUCCUCACUCGUAAACGACGUGCUCUCCGUCGUACAAAAACGUUGCGCCGCGAUUCUGAGACCGGACAAGCUAUCCCCCCAAGCCGGAUUUCUGGCGUCUUUUCGUCUCUCAAGGCACCGUUCACCAAGGUGUGGUGGGAAGAUCGCUUUGAAAAAUCGGAUGAUGAGAAGCUGGUCGACGCCAAGUUACUCAGUUACUCUUACUUGGAGGCAGGGCUCAUUAUGGCUAUUGGGGAGAUGGUAGCCUAUUUUGUGGUAUUUUGGGUAAACGGGUUCUCUCCGACGGAUUUGAAGCGUGCACAACAGUCGGGUUCUAUUCAGUACUUUAUGAAGGACAGUCCACCCUUCGUCAACGGUCGCGGAGAAACAAUAAGUGCAGAGAAACAAGUAGAUGCUCUCGGUCAAGCUCAGUCAAUAGUUUACCUCUCGAUUUUCAUCAUCCAAUGUUUCAACGUCUUUGCAGUAAAAGCCCGUCUAUCUUUCCCAUUCGGUCGCAACGUUAUUGGCAACAAAUGGAACUUUGUCGGUAUCAUUGCCGGUGCAUGUUUGAGCAUGUUCAUUGUUUACACGCCUCCUCUCCACGUCGUCUUCGGAGGCUCUUUCCGCCUCUCGCCGUUGUAUUGGUUGAUUGCCGUUGCAUUUGGUGUUCUCCUACUUGCAUGGUCGUGCGUGCGUGUGGUGUUGUUGAGGAGCGGCUUGAACAAGGCCAGGGUGAAGGAUAUAAAUGGUUUGAGGAUGUUCCCGACCAUGAGGACGCGUACGAUGAGUUUACGGUCACGACAUUAGAAGAUGUAUAUAUCACGAUCUAUCACGUGCACGUUUCAUUUCCCAUUUUUCUAACCUGAUUACGAAGGAUUACGAAGGAUUGAUCUGGCUUGAAUGCCGACUAUCAUCUUACGACCGAACAUAGAUAUUUUUCUUCAUUUGUUCUCUAGCUUCAGUGCAAUGUAGUGCAAAUGGCGACCAAAUAUGUUUUUUUUGGUACCGUUGAUCGCAGUAGUAAAUUAGAAGUGC